UCUUAGCGGCUCGUGCGCGGAACCGAAGCAGCCGGCGGCAGGAAACGCUCACCGGGAGCGAGCGAACGAGCGGGUGCGCGCGUGCGCGCGGCAUGAGCGGCUGUUGAUGGAGCGCGCGCACAACCCUGAGAAACCGGUGUCCGGCGCGGAGGUGCAGGUGUGUGUGAUGGGGGACGCGUGUGUGUACAAGCUGGGCUCUGUAAAGCACCUGCGACUCCUGCUGCUCAUCUUUCUGCCUUGUGUGUGUGGCCUCGUAUGCCUGCUCACCCUGCUGCUCGCGUUCACAGGAAUAAUCGGGAAUGGCCUGCUGGACUCUGGUGACUCCGCCCACUUCCCCAAUGUGGAUGUCUCUAUGGCAACCCUCGUCCCCCUCAUGGCCUUUACUACAAGUUGGACUUCUGUUGUCAAUGGGACCAUGGCCACAGCACCUGUCGCCACAACUACCUUUCAGUCAGAUUCUCCAUCUAGUGACCUGUGGACUCCUGACUCUUCAUCAUCUUCAUCCUUAUCAUCAUCUUCAUCAUCAUCAUCGUCAUCAUCAUCACCAUCCUUAGUACAGCCCACACCUACGCCAACAUCUGAUUGGCUGAUGACUUUCUCCACCAUAAACUUACUAGGAACCCUCUCCAGCCCGACUAGUCCAAGCCCUCAGCCAGGCACCUGCUUUGAUAUCAUGGAGAGCCAGUGUCACAUGUUGCCGUACAAUCAGAGCGGGGUGUUGCCGGGGGCGACAGUGGUGAAGGGGACAGAGUUGGAGAUGUUCCUGAAGUUCUUCAGUUACCUGAGCAGACUGAGCUGCUACAGACACAUCAUGCUGUUCGGCUGCUCUAUAGCACUGCCCCAGUGUAUUCAACAGGGGGACAGCAGUCGUUUCCUGCUGCCAUGUCAAUCAUUCUGUGAAGCAGCGAGAGAAGGCUGUGAACCGGUGCUACAGAUGUUUAACGCCUCCUGGCCUGAGUUCCUGCGCUGCUCCCAGUUCACCAACAUCAGCUCGACACAGUCACAUCCCGCCUGCUACACACCCCGCCACGCCAAGGGGAAGCCCUCUGUAUGUGGGGGCACAGACAGCUUCCUGUGUGCCACGGGAAUCUGUGUCCCCCGGAAACUGGUGUGUAAUGGAUUCAAUGACUGUGACGACUGGAGCGAUGAGGCAGACUGCAACUGUGGUGAUGGGGAGUUUAGCUGUGGAACUGGACGGUGUGUGAACACUUCUCUGCUGUGUGACGGCUACGAUGACUGUGGGGAUCUCAGUGAUGAGCACAACUGCCAGUGUGACCUGGCCAAGGAGCACCGGUGUGGAGAGGGGCGCUGUAUUCCCAAAGAAUGGCUUUGUGAUGGAGAUCAUGACUGUCUGGACAAGACUGAUGAGCUGAACUGCUCAUGUAAAGCACAGGGCUUGUUGGAGUGUAAGAAUGGACAGUGUAUUCCCAGUGCCUUUCACUGUGAUGGUGAGGAUGACUGCAAGGAUGGCAGCGACGAAGAAAACUGCACAAAGCAACUGAACCAGGGGUCGUGUCCUCCAGGUCAACCAAGCUGUAUUUCCAAUUCCUGUUCACCUGGCUGUAGUGGGAGUGCACCCUGUGAGGCACGCAACGUCACCACCAACUGCAGUGUGUGUGAGCCGAUCUCAUUGGAGCUGUGUAUGAAUCUACCCUAUAACACCACGCGCUUCCCCAACUUCCUGGGUCACCAGUCUCAGAAGGAGAGCUCGGUCAGCUGGGAGUCCUCGCUGUUUCCUGCACUCGUCCAAACCAACUGCUACAAAUACCUCAUGUUCUUCGCCUGCACUGUACUGGUACCAAAGUGUGACCCCGUCACUCACCUCAGAGUGCCGCCCUGCAGGUCUCUUUGUAGGAGCUCAAAGGACCGCUGUGAGUCAGUGCUGAGCAUUGUGGGAUUGCAGUGGCCAGAGGACACAGACUGCGCUCAGUUUCCUGAGGAAGGACAAGCAAACACUACCUGCCUUCUUCCAGACCCGGAUGUAGACGAGUGUUCUCCUAGUCACUUUAAGUGCCGGUCAGGGCGGUGUGUUCUGUCCUCCAAGCGCUGUGAUGGACACAUGGACUGCGACGAUGACAGUGAUGAGGACAACUGUGGUUGUAAGGAGCGGGGUCUGUGGGAAUGUCCUUCUGAUAGAACCUGCGUCCAAUACUCCAGAAUCUGCGACGGGUUUCCGGACUGCAGCCAACUGGAGGACGAACGCAACUGCUCGGUGUGCAGUGAUAAUGAGCUGGAGUGUAAUAAUCACGAGUGUGUGCAUCGCACUCUGUGGUGUGAUGGGAGGAAACACUGCUCAGACAGCUCAGACGAGUGGAACUGUGUCUCUCUGUCUGGCUCGUCCCCGGCCGUGCUGGUGGUCAGUAAGACGGCUGCGGAAUAUCAGGUGUGUGCGGACGAAUGGAACCCCCACCUGAGCACCGUCGCAUGCACACAGCUGGGUUUAGGUGCUCCUAUGUCAGCAGAAGCAGUAGAUGAUGUCUCUGGAGCAGGACGGAGACGCUGGCUGCACGUCCAUCCUGACUGGAGCCUUCGCAACACCACCGCCCUGCAGGGGCUCCUGGAGAAGAGGGGACACUCCUGCCACUCUCGAAAAAGGAUCGCUCUCACAUGCAGCAAAGAUGAGUGUGGCCGUAGGCCAGCAGUGAGGAUGGUGAAGAGGAUUCUGGGAGGUCGUACGAGUCGCCCCGGGCGAUGGCCGUGGCAGUGCUCGUUACAGAGUGACCCCAGCGGGCACAUCUGUGGGUGUGUGCUGAUCGGGAGGAGGUGGGCACUCACUGUAGCUCACUGCUUUGAGGGGCGUGAGAGUGCAGAUGUGUGGAAGGUGGUCUUGGGCAUUAAUAACCUGGACCACCCGUCGGAGCACAUGCAGACGCGACGUGUGGAGCGAGUGAUCGUACACUCGCGCUACAAUCGCGCUGUGGUCGACUACGACAUCAGCAUCAUCCAGCUAGACGCAGACGUGGACAUCAGCAGCUUCGUUCGGCCCGCCUGUCUGCCUCAGCCUGGGCGUCUGCCCACACCCGACACCUACUGCUACAUCACUGGCUGGGGACACAUGGGUAACCGGAUGCCAUUUAAGCUGCAGGAGGGUGAAGUGAGGAUUAUCUCUCUCUCUCAAUGUCAGUCUUACUUUGAUAUGAAGACCAUCACCUCCCGCAUGCUCUGUGCGGGAUAUGAGGCAGGAACCAUCGAUUCAUGCAUGGGUGACAGUGGAGGUCCGUUGGUGUGUGAGGACCCUGACGGCCGGUGGACUCUGUACGGUUUGACGUCCUGGGGGUCCGUGUGUUUCUCUAAAGUCCUCGGACCCGGAGUCUACGCCAAUGUUACGCACUUCACUGAGUGGAUCCAGAGACAGAUAUAUUUACACACCUUUCACCUGGUCUAGGAUAUACAUGCACACACACAUACAUACAGGUACUGGGCUGUGUGUGUGUGGAAUGAAAAUGAAGGAUGAAAUAUUCCUGACGGAGGAAAAACAGGGACAGAAGAGGGGAAAGAUGAGUGUGUGUAUCUGAUCAUUCCAAACGGAGGUGUGUGUGUAUAUAUUAUUGUGACUGUUUGGUCUUAGUAGUUUUUUUUUGUUCUUU
Messenger RNA from Astyanax mexicanus (Mexican tetra), 3587 nucleotides. It is a transcript of the gene corin, whose product is annotated as corin, serine peptidase. The coding region runs from base 107 to 3385 and encodes 1092 amino acids. Gene Ontology annotation, cellular component: membrane. The transcript is spliced from 22 exons. The record is from RefSeq and is a predicted model, not a curated record. Gene Ontology annotation, molecular function: serine-type endopeptidase activity; protein binding. Gene Ontology annotation, biological process: regulation of blood pressure; acrosome reaction; peptide hormone processing. NCBI's taxonomy places the organism in Eukaryota, Metazoa, Chordata, Actinopteri, Characiformes, Acestrorhamphidae.